UUGACUCACUCUGAGGACAGUCAGUGAAGAAGAUACUGCCAUUUUUCUGGAUUUCGGUCAUUAAAUCAUACCUGCCGCAGGUUUUCUUACGUACAUAACCAAGCCUUCUCACAAAAAGUUGCCCAACUUCAGGCAAAAGCAGACAUGAUGGCACACACCUGUAAUCACUACACUUCAGAAGCCAAGACAGUAAGAUCACAGUUCACACCCAGCCUGGAACAUGGUGAAACUGGAGCAGGACAAACAAUAAAAGAAGUAGCAACAGGAGCCUAAAAGCUGCAUUUCAGGAACAGAGCAGGAAAUAACCUAUACAAGACUGAACUUCCAAAAUGCUUCUCAGGAUCUUCCAAGGAAAUUGCAAGAUCCACCAUUAUACAGACUCUUUUUGUGGGUGGAAAACUUUAGAUUCACUGUAUUGAAUGUGCACUCAUCACUCCAUACCGGGGCCGACUUAUGAAUGAAGUUCACCACAUCUUGAUGAGAAAACUGAGUGAUCACAACCUUCAACGAGCAACACGUAAUACUUCUGAAAGGAGGCAAAAACACAAAUCUUCACUGAUUACAGGCAGAUGUACGCAAAAUGUAUCUCCAAUGCCUUUUGGCCAUAUUGUUGCUAUAACUGUGGUGAUCCGUUUCCUCGUUAUGUUAGCGAUAUGGGCUGCCGUAGUCACCAAAUCAUUAAUCAUCAAAGGAGUUUCGUUUCCUUCAAUAGAAAGUUACUGUGGCCCAUGUCCUAAAAAUUGGAUAUGUUAUAAAAACAGCUGCUACCAAUUUUUUCAUGAGAAGAAAAACUGGUAUCAGAGCCAAGCUUCUUGUGUCUUUCAAAACUCCAGCCUUCUGAAGAUCUACAGUAGAGUGGACCAGGAUUUCUUUAAGUUGGUGAAGUCAUUUCAUUGGAUGGGACUAGUACAAAUUCCCAAAACUAGAUCCUGGCACUGGGAAGAUGGCUCAGUUCUCUCACCAGAUCAACUCACACUGAUGGACACGCAGAAUGGAAAGUGUGCUCUCUAUGGCUCAAAUUUUAAAGGCUACACAGAAAACUGUUCAACUCCGUACCCAUACAUCUGCAUGCAAAGGACUGUGUGAAGACAGUACCAGCUCUACAAAAUCCCUGAAUAGAGUGUACAACAGGGACUCAAAGAGAUUAUUAUGGGGAUGUAAGAUCUUGUGGAUUUAGCUUUCCUAGGUCUUGAACUUGCUGGCUACCCAUCACACUAUCUUUGUUAUUUCCCUUUUUUUGGUGUGGGAAUGUUUACCCAGUGCCUAUGACUCAUAGUUUUAAAUCAUAGUUUUAAAUGACUCGUUUAACUUAACAAGUUCACAAUUUAAGAAGAUUUUUGCCUCUCUUCCCCAUAUCUUAUUUAAAUUAUAUUUGGAUGAAACUUUGAACUUAAAAUUCUAAAGGACUGAUCCUGGAAAUAAUCAAGACUGUAGGGAUUGUAAUUAUGUAUUGUUCCCUGUGAGAAGGCUGUGACUUUCAAGGGUGGUAGAAUACUACAGAUGAAUGCUUGUGUUCCUCCAAAAUUUAAACUUGAAGCCUUAACUCCAAAUAUUAUGAUACUAAGAGGGGUUCUUUUGAAGGUGUCAUUUUGUCAAGAGGAUAAAGCCAAAAUGAUUGAGAUUAAUGCCAUAAAGAUAGAGCCACCGUGAUUUCUCUCACCUUCUAUUCCUCAAGUAUUCAAGUGUACAAGAGGACCCCCACCAGUGCCCUGCUAUGUUGGCACCACAUUCUUGGUUUUUCAAGAUUUGGAACCAUAAGGAAUAAAUAUCUGUUGUUCAUAA
Messenger RNA from Cavia porcellus (domestic guinea pig), 1782 nucleotides. RefSeq names its product NKG2-D type II integral membrane protein-like. The transcript has 9 exons. Gene Ontology annotation, molecular function: signaling receptor activity. NCBI's taxonomy places the organism in Eukaryota, Metazoa, Chordata, Mammalia, Rodentia, Caviidae. Gene Ontology annotation, cellular component: external side of plasma membrane. The coding region runs from base 454 to 1086 and encodes 210 amino acids. Gene Ontology annotation, biological process: positive regulation of natural killer cell mediated cytotoxicity. The record is from RefSeq and is a predicted model, not a curated record.